AUGUUCACUUCAUUUGUAAGUACAUUAUCACAAACAAGACUCAUUGUUCCUAAUGUCCCUAACGCUUAUUUUGGCACUUUACUCAUGAUACACGAUACUAGUUCGGAUGAAUCUUCUAGUAAACAUAAAUAUAUUUUAACGGAAUGUCAUGACAAAGUUCGUUUAAUCAUAUUAAACCGACCAAAAGAAUUGAAUGCUUUGUCUACUGAUUUAUUUCAUGAGCUUAAUGAUGUAUUGGAAAAAUUUGAUAAUGAUCCAAAUGUUGGGGCUAUUGUGAUUACUGGAAGUGAAAGAGCUUUUUCUGGUUCUGGUGCCGAUAUUAAAGAAAUGUUUGACAAAUCUUUCGCACAAGUUUAUAAAACAAACUUCCUUGGUAACUGGGGAAAGAUUAAUGAAAUCAGGAAACCCACUAUUGCUGCUUUAGGCGGUGGAUGUGAAUUAGCUAUGAGUUGUGAUAUAAUUUAUGCUGGGGAAAACGCUAAAUUUGGUCAACCUGAGAUUAAACUUGGUGUCAUUCCUGGAGCAGGAGGUACUCAAAGACUUACUCGAGCAAUUGGAAAAUCUAAAGCUAUGGAAAUUAUAUUAUCAGGUAGAAAUUUUACAGCUCAAGAAGCUGAAAAAUGGGGAUUAGUUAGCAAAGUAUUACCGGUUGAUAAAGUAAUUGGAGAAGCUAUUAAACUUGGUCAAGAAAUUGCAAGUUUUUCUCAACCUUCUAUUCAAGCUGCUAAAGAAUCGAUUAAUCAAGAAGAUUAUUCUACGCGUGAUCAAAAGGAAGGAAUGGAAGCAUUCUUAAAGAAACGUGCCGCCAUAUGGACGAAUGAAUGA
Diversispora eburnea is the source of this 825-nucleotide messenger RNA. The record is from the annotation of a GenBank genome assembly. NCBI's taxonomy places the organism in Eukaryota, Fungi, Glomeromycota, Glomeromycetes, Diversisporales, Diversisporaceae.